AUGCCGAGAAGUUGGAAUGCAUAUUGAUGAGUCAUUAUAUCCUGCAAUAAAUACUGAUCAAGGGUUACCUCAGUUAAUUAAAAAGCACAAAUGCAUGCAGCCCAAAGAUUUAUUUGGGAAAACUCCGGAGAAAGAUCGUAGAUUACAAAAAAGAAUGGAAACUAUGGUUAAAGAAUUAGAAAUGCAAAGAGCAGCAACAAAAACCGACAUACCAGUAUUAUUAUUUGAAGAUGAUGGUUCACUGGUGUACAGCCCAGCAAGUAAAAUAAAGUAUCAGUGCAGUGUAAUGGAGAGAAGAAUAAAGGACAUGAAGGAGAAGAGAGAAAAUGUUUCCCCUACUGCUUCACAGUUAUCUCAGAUGUCUGACGCUGAUCCUGCUGUUGUAUCUACAACUUCAACUUCAACAUUGACUUCAGAACUUGAGAAUAAUCACCCUUCAAAUUCAAGUUUUGCCAAUUUGGUUGGAAGUCCUGAAACCAAAAACCUUGGAAAGAAAUCAAUCAACUAUUUAUCUAAUACUGAAAAUGUGAUGGAUGUUUCCAGAGCUGAAUUAUAUAUUUCUUCUGAUUCCCCAAGUGACUCUCAACACACAGGCCUAAAGCGAUUGAGUGGUAAAGAUUUACAUAAAAAUUCAAUCCUACCUAAUGACAAAGGAUGUGAUUUCCUUGUCAAAAAGUCAAUAAUUGAUAUGCCUUCUACUCCAGAAUGCAAAGAUGGUAUUGACUGGUUUUUAGCCAUUGCUGAUAAUCCCCUUCCUCAGGUGAAAAAUGUGGACCAUACAGUUUCUGUUGAAAAUCUGGUCCAUUGUGAAUUUACUGAAAAUAUCAACAGCAAUCGUUCUGAGAAUGACUUUUCUUCACUUAAUCUAAUUGAUAUUCCAGUAACGACUAAAGACUCUUCUCUUUGCAAACAACGAAAAUAUAGAAGGAAUUCAAGCCUUAGACUGAAGUCUUCUAUAUCACAUGAUAAAGAACCUCAGAAUGAUUUCUUAGUUGCAUUGCUUACUCCGAUUAAGUCUGCUAAAGAUCAAGAUCCUUCUUUUGAAGAUUGUUUUUCAUCUUCUAACUUUACUAAUAAAAUAAGACUUCUUCCAUGUCAGCAAAAGUUACAGAAUGACAAGGAAAUUAAGUAUAAUUCUCCCAGAAGCAAAUUAGAAGGUAUGUGCCAAAAUUCUAGUCCAGUAACUACAAGUCACAACAGAAAGAGGAGAAGAGUGACUGAAAUUACUGAAGAUGCAGUUAGUGAGCCCAAGCUAUCUACAUUUCUUCAAAGGAGAAAAACAGGUGUAAAUUGUACAUCAAACACUGAAAAUGGAAACACAGUAGAAACGUCAGACUGUUUUUUAAAUUCUAACAUUCGGGAACAGAUCACAACCAGUUCUACAGCUGAUAAUGCCAGAUUUUCAACGACUGAUGCCAAAAACACUACUUGUGAACCUUUGGGGAGCCAUGUGAAUGAGCCUGAUAGGAAAUUAAAGAUGACUAGGAGAAUCGAAAAGCCUUUGAGAACAUUAGUCAUGACAAGCAUGACCCCUGAGAUGCAGAAAAUAACCCUGCAGGUGCUGAAGAAGCUGGGUGGUUUUCUGACUUCUAAUGAAGUAUGCAAAAAUACAAGUCAUGUAAUUGCAGGGAGCCCCCGCCGGACUUUAAAUAUACUUAUGGGAAUUGCUCGAGGCUGCUGGAUUGUCUGUUACGAUUGG
This is a messenger RNA of Thamnophis sirtalis, 1699 nucleotides long. NCBI's taxonomy places the organism in Eukaryota, Metazoa, Chordata, Lepidosauria, Squamata, Natricidae. The record is from RefSeq and is a predicted model, not a curated record.